Messenger RNA from Echinostoma caproni, 723 nucleotides. The record is from the annotation of a GenBank genome assembly. Lineage: Eukaryota; Metazoa; Platyhelminthes; Trematoda; Plagiorchiida; Echinostomatidae.
AUGCAUGCGGUAAGCUGGGCCAUAGCCGCAAGCGACGCCGAAUGCCCAAUCCGAUUCCUGGUAUCAGCCCACAGUCCGUUUGUUCUGGGCCUGCGAGCCAUGCGGCUACUACAAGGAUCAAUCACACUACAUAGCAAAAACGAUAUGACAAUCACCUCACAUUAUCAACAUUUGAUUGUACAGUGUUCCGGUAACGUUGGUGGCACGAAAGUUCCGUCAGUAAAGUUGGAACCGGACGGUGAACCUAUUUUCCUAAAACGACGCGUCCUCCCAUACGGUGAACGGGAAUGUAUCCUGAAAGCGUUACAGAAAAUGGAGCAGGAUGGUGUGAUAAACAAAGUUGAAUCCAGUGCCUGGGUGACCUCGAUUGUCUUGUCGAUGAAAAGUGAUGGCAGGACACCAUUGAUCUGUGGAGACUAUCGACUGACGUUGAAUCGCAGAUUGCGGAGAUGUGCAGCGACCAAGGUCAAUUUGGCGAACACAUACCUACAGAUUCCACUCGAUGUCGAAUUUCGCUACUUGACGAUAAUCAACUCGCUGUGGGUAACGUACCAGUAUAAUUUUCUUCCGUUCGGAUUGCAUGCGUCGUCUGGCCUCUUUGAAUCAGCCAUAGACAGUGUAAUCAAAGGACUCGACGGAGUACUGGUAUAUCAAGAUGACGUCCUUACUUUCGUCCUUUAUAAGAACGAACACGAUGCCCGUCUCACGCAGCUACUGGAAUGA